UUUGCAUCCACUAAUUAUAAUCCUCUUAAUCUUUCUGCACUCAGCAGUAAACAAAUUUAUCAACUUUAAGGAGAUUUCUAACUGGGUCCAUGCGUAAUUCAUGAACCCAAUCCAUCACAACUUAGGAAAAAUUCAUGCUUUAUUUAUGUCUAGAUUAAGAAUUUUAAAUGGGUAGGUAAGUUAGUUACAGAGGAGCCCUUUAAAAUAUGCAGUAAAGUUAGUUUUUUUUAAUGAUCAUCUCAGAAUUUUUGCUUGUAAUCAGUAAAGAUUGUCAAUUUAUUGAUUGAUUUAAUAGAAAUGGGUAAAGGGUAUAGGCUGUUGUGGAUUGGGAGGAUACUUGUUAUACUUCAAUUAGUUACUGGAAUUCUAGGUUGGGGAAAAGAAGGUCACUAUGCUACUUGCAAAAUAGCAGAGGGAUAUUUAACUGAAGAAGCACUAGCUGCAGUCAAGGAAUUGCUUCCUGCUUCUGCUGAAGGAGACUUUGCUUCGGUUUGCCCUUGGGCCGAUGAGGUUCGGUUUCACUAUUAUUGGAGUAGGGCUUUACACUUUGUUGAUACACAAGAUUUCAAGUGUAAUUAUGAAUAUUGCAGGGACUGUCAUGACUCUGGUGGACAUAAAGAUAGAUGCGUAACUGCCGCAAUUCUCAACUACACAAACCAACUUACAUCAGCUUAUCAAAACUCCAAUCUAGGGUUUAAUUACAAUUUAACAGAGGCACUUAUGUUCUUAGCUCAUUUCAUUGGGGAUGUACAUCAGCCCCUUCAUGUUGGCUUCGUUGGAGAUAUGGGAGGAAACAGGAUAAUCCUCCGCUGGUAUCGACGGAAGAGUAAUCUUCACCAUGUAUGGGAUGACAUGAUUAUUGAUUCAGCCCUGAAGAAAUUCUAUGGCUCACAUCUUGCUACCAUGAUACAGGCCAUUCAGCAUAACAUGACGGAAGGUUGGUACAAUCAACUAGCAGAGUGGGAAUACUGUCAAAAUAACAGCACAGUUUGUCCGGACCUGUAUGCUUCUGAAAGCAUUAGCCUAGCUUGCAAGUUUGCCUACAAGAAUGCCACGCCUGGAAGUACUCUGGAAGAUAAUUACUUUCUUUCUCGAUUGCCUAUUGUGGAAAAAAGGCUUGCUCAAGGUGGCAUUCGCUUAGCUGCUACUCUUAACCGCAUUUUUUCUUCUCGAAGCAAAAUCGCUCAAGCAUGAAAGAUUAAUUGUAUAUAUUGGAAGGAUGACUUGUUGACUUCAUUGCAUAAUAUUGCUUAGAAGCCUUAUCUUAUCCCUGGAAUAUGCUCUUUAAAUGGGAAUUUAAUACUUGCACUCAAUGAGAACCUGUUGCUUGUAGAAUACUUGUUAUAUUAAAAAACUUUUGAUGUCUAUAUAUCAACUAAUUUCUUAA
Mercurialis annua (annual mercury) is the source of this 1387-nucleotide messenger RNA. RefSeq names its product endonuclease 4-like. Bases 298 to 1194 code for a protein of 298 amino acids. NCBI's taxonomy places the organism in Eukaryota, Viridiplantae, Streptophyta, Magnoliopsida, Malpighiales, Euphorbiaceae. The record is from RefSeq and is a predicted model, not a curated record. Gene Ontology annotation, molecular function: endonuclease activity; nucleic acid binding. Gene Ontology annotation, biological process: DNA catabolic process. The transcript has 9 exons.